AUGGUAGGACCUCCUGACACGAGGAGACGAGAUAGGUGGUGUGAAUAUCACAAAGACCACAGUCAUGAUACCGACAGUUGUUAUGUGUUGAAGGACCACCUUGAGGAGUUGGUACAAGACGGUCGGCUUAUGCAACACAUCCGAAAGAACAAUUCAACAAAAACAGCAGCUUUACGGCAGGAUUCACCUCUACUCGGCGUAAUUCAUAUGAUAUACAGCUUGCCGAUGGCACCCGCGGUACAUACAAUUCAGCUGCAAUCUAACCCCCAAAAGCAAAUCACACCAACGAAACAGUCCCAUGAAGCAGCGAGUAGUAGUUUCGAUGAUUCUGAUUUGGUCGGCAUAAUGCUCCCCCACAUUGAUCCCUUAGUCAUUGAAUUACGCAUAAACCAAUUCACCAUUGAACAUGUUCUCAUUGACCAGGGAAGUACUUCGGAAGUAAUGUACUACAAGACCGUCAUUAAACUCGGCUUCACUAAGUCAGAUCUGUCUCCCGCUGAUUACCCGUUAUUCGGCUUCAACGCUAAUCUGGAAUAUCCUUUGGGCAAAAUCACACUACCAGUUCGGGUGGGCUCCCGAUCAGUGGAUGUAGAAUUUUUGGUUAUCAAGCUUCAUUCGCCGUAUAAUCUCAUCAUGGGAUGA
Molecule: messenger RNA, 642 nt
Organism: Camellia sinensis
Lineage: Eukaryota; Viridiplantae; Streptophyta; Magnoliopsida; Ericales; Theaceae
Source: RefSeq, a predicted model, not a curated record